AUGGCUCUCAUGGCUGAUGUUUGCAGCGUGAUGCAAGCUAAGAUGCUCCCUGUGAAGGGUUUAGGGUUUAAUCAUUCUGGCUCACAGAUUUUCAGUAAUCUGAGCUUCGGAAACAAUGCGCCGACAUCCCUGCCCUGUUUAUCUUUGAGGAAAGAAAAACAGCAAUACUCCAAUUAUAACCACAAUGUUAUCCGCAUAUUUACACAACAACAGUUGUCUCAGUGGAGACUCUUGUUGGCCCCAAAAGGCGAAAUCGGAGAGGUCUGCCAUAUUGUGCUUGAUCACGGUGGCAGUUUUAGUUUCAAGGAAGGCCAAUAUCUUUUAGUACAUUUUCAAUCGAUCAAACGCUAUUUCUCGAUUGCAUCAGGUAGCAGUGGAGAUACUUUUGAUGGCAAGACACUCAGUCUAUGCGUUCGUCGUGCCGAACUGUCGCCAGACAGUGUCAGUAACUUCCUCUGUAAUGUUAAAGCUGGAGACACAGUUGACAUUUCAGGUCCUUUUGGUGGACAAAUGGUAUUUGACGAAGAAAGGAAAAUGCAUUCUAAACAUAUCAUGGUUGCAACGGCAACUGGUGUUGCCCCUUUCCGCAGUAAUAUCCAAGGCAUAUUUUUAUCUAACAUACUAGGAAAUACUGAUAAUAUCUGGUUGAUCUCCGGGGCUGACAACUAUAACAGCCUUUUAUACGACAAGGAAUUCAUUCAAGUUCAAAAUAACAAUAGUGAUCGCUUCAGAUAUCAGAGGGCCUUGAAUAACUCUGUGGAUGAUGUCAUCUACCAAAGCGGCGAUGAAAUUUUCAAACUUUUGGAAACUGGUGCAUAUAUAUAUAUCGCUGGAUCAAAUACCAUGCUACCUGGAAUUAAGGCAACAUUCGCCAAGAUUGCUCAAGAAAGAGGUGUGGAUUGGGAUGAAAUGCUAAGAGAGCUGCAGAGCACUAAUCACUGGCGUGUUGAAGUUUACUAGCUAGCUAGAUAACUUAAAUCCAAUGGUUUUAUGUUAAAAUUGGUGGCAGUGACAUUCAGUAUUAUUAAUGUCUUUUUAUCUAAUAUCGUUUAAAUAAUAAAUGCCAUCUACAUCCGCCUUAUUUGCAAA
Messenger RNA from Dioscorea cayenensis subsp. rotundata (Guinea yam), 1089 nucleotides. RefSeq names its product ferredoxin--NADP reductase, root isozyme 2, chloroplastic-like. NCBI's taxonomy places the organism in Eukaryota, Viridiplantae, Streptophyta, Magnoliopsida, Dioscoreales, Dioscoreaceae. The record is from RefSeq and is a predicted model, not a curated record. The coding region runs from base 1 to 960 and encodes 319 amino acids. The transcript has 7 exons. Gene Ontology annotation, molecular function: oxidoreductase activity.